CUCUGCUCUGCUUCCUGCUGUCACAUUAGUUGCGCUCUGGUAUCGUUUCACAUAAAACUUUAGCAAUAUCUCAGCGACAUGCAAAGAAAGAUGUUCUGGCUCAUCCUGUUGGUGGGAUUUUAUACCAUGGAUAGUGUGACCCAAGUAAACUGUAAACCCACUGGUUGUUGGGGUGACUGCAACAACUUUAAAAAUCGAUCAGUUGCAAAAACUGAAUGCUGCAUGAAAAGGUACAGCCAAGGGAUAACAGAGUGGAACAUUUUCAAGGCAACUCAAAUACUUGAAAGCAUUCUGGAGGAAACGGAGGUGAACCAUACCACAAACAUUUCUGUUCCGUCUUUAGUGGCUCUCUUACAGAAGCCGCCUAACGACUCCAGGAGUAUUGAGAUAUAUGCCAACAGCACUCAGGCGACAUCAGACGUAGACGUGUCCAACAGAGCGGUGAGAGUUCAGCUGCCGGCAGAGCUGCAUGCUGGACUGAACAGUAGCAUUGUGUUCUGCAUGAUCCAGAUGCCAGGCAAUAUUUCACUGCCAGACUUGCAGAACCUGUCCGAUAACAGGCUCGUUGGCGUCAGCGUCGGCAGGAAUGUCGCCGGACUCAAGCAACGCAUCAACAUCACUAUGAGCAUUGCAUCAGCCAUAAACGAAUCCCUGAGACCCGAGUGUGUGUUCCUAAAUACAACAUCUGGUAACGUUAGCUCACAGGGCUGUGAAAUGGUGGAAUCCACCCCGACGUACAUCACCUGUUCCUGUGACCAUCUCACAUACUUUGGUGUGCUCCUGGUGUCUGUAGACGUCCCACCCAAAGACGCUGAGAUCUUGUUCUACAUCACCUACAUCGGCUGUGGUAUCUCUCUGCUUGCUCUGGUCGUCACUGUUGGUCUCUUCAUCACAAACAGAAAACUCAGAGGAGACGAUUCCAAGAAGAUCCACAUCAGCCUGGCAGUCGCUCUGAUCCUUCUCAACGUUCACUUCCUCUCCAGCCAGGCGGCCGCAACGUCGUCCUCCACCGAGCUUUGCCGUUACGUAGCUCUUCUUCUUCACUACUCCCUGCUGGCCUCUUUUACAUGGAUGGGCUUGGAAGGCUUCCACCUCUAUAUCCUAUUGGUCAAAGUCUUCAACAUCUAUGUGAAGAGAUACCUGCUGAAACUCAGUGUGGUGGGAUGGGGUCUUCCAGCGGUCAUUGUGUCAGUGGUGGUGAUCAUAAACAAAGACACAUACGGUCGUACCUCUGUGGACUCGUCCAAUACUACUGAAGUCUGCUAUAUAACCGAUGACAAUGUGAAGAUGGUGACCACGGUGGGAAUGUUUGUCUUGGUGUUCAUCUUUAAUGUGAUCAUGCUUGGAGUGGUAAUCAAAUGGUUCAUGGGGCUGUACUUUCACAAACAGCGCAGACAGAGUGAACGAAAUGCAGCCAAGAAUAACAUUUGCACGCUGCUGGUCCUCAUUGUUCUGCUUGGUCUGACCUGGGGCCUGAUCUUCUUCUCUCUGGGCCAAGUGAACACUCCUGUCCUCUACAUCUUCUGCGUUGUGAACUGUCUUCAAGGUUUCUUCAUCUUCUUUUACUUUGUGUUGACUCUGAAAAACACCAAAGACUCAGCUACCAUGCAAAGCACUGAUAUAUAGAGUCACAGCCCCAAAACCUGAACCAAGAGGAGGGGCAAUAUGUUUGGGGGAUUUUCACUCUAAUGCUACUUCAGAUCUUGUUUUU
This is a messenger RNA of Poecilia reticulata (guppy), 1711 nucleotides long. RefSeq names its product adhesion G-protein coupled receptor G2-like. The record is from RefSeq and is a predicted model, not a curated record. Gene Ontology annotation, biological process: cell surface receptor signaling pathway; adenylate cyclase-activating G protein-coupled receptor signaling pathway. Gene Ontology annotation, molecular function: G protein-coupled receptor activity. Gene Ontology annotation, cellular component: plasma membrane. Lineage: Eukaryota; Metazoa; Chordata; Actinopteri; Cyprinodontiformes; Poeciliidae.